Molecule: messenger RNA, 1223 nt
Organism: Spodoptera litura
Lineage: Eukaryota; Metazoa; Arthropoda; Insecta; Lepidoptera; Noctuidae
Source: RefSeq, a predicted model, not a curated record
AUUGGCAACAUUCGUAUAAGUUCCGUUGCUAAGCAACGGCGCCAAAUGUAAACAAACAUUACUUUUACGGAAAUGAUUCAGACGCGCAUUGCAGUUCUUAAUUGUUAUUAUUGAGGUAAAAGAUAAAAGUUAUCAUCAAAAAUGGUGGAAACGGACUGGCGAGAAAUAUUAAGUUUCUCACAGAAGGAACUGACACAAUCGGAUAAAGAGAAAUUAUGUGAAAGUUUGUGUUGGAUGGAGGCUGAUGAUAUUGAAUUGAACUUUACUGACUUGAAAACACUAUUUAGACUCGCGCAAGAUAUUCUAAAACUAAAGAGUGAACAGGUAAACAACCUGGUCGGGCAACUAAAGUCAUCUCAUAAGAAAAGCGGCAAAAUGAAAGUGGAGAGUACAUACGCAGUGUCCCCAACACAAAGUAAUGACAGCGCACUAGAAACGAUAACUCAUCAAGAAGAAAUAAUAAAAGCAAACAAAGAAAUAUUGGAGCAAUUGUACGCUGACAUUGCUGACCUGGAGUCAAGGAAAAGUAAAUUAGAAGAGAGUAGAAGUAACUUCGAUAUAGAUAGUGAUUCCAGUCGUGAUGUACUCUCAGAAAUGAACGCAGUAGCUGAACUGGAACAAGAAGUUACCAUGAAGAAUAAGCAUAUUAGAAAACUACUUAAUGAUGUUAAAAUUUUAGAAGAAGAGAAUACGAACCUAAAAGAAAAGGUUUCUGUUCUAAAAGAUAAGUUAACUGAAGCUACUCAAUUAAUCGAUAACUUGACGGAGCAAAUAAUGGCGAUCAAUAAUGAAUGUGGACAAUUGAAAGAGCUAUUAGGAAAGUCAGAGCAAGCCAAAGCUCAUUUAUCGGUUGAAAUGGAAGCAUUGAGGAAAGAACUUUUUGAAAAAGAUUCUAAAAGAGAAAAUCUGUAUGAAGAUAUCAAAUCUAAAGUUCAACAUUGGAAAAGUAUAGCUAAAUCAAAGAAAGCUGAAUUAGAAGCAGUAACUAAUGAAAACUUGAAGCUAAAAGAAGAUUUAAAGGAUGCAACAAAAAGUACAACCUCAUCACCCAAGGCAAGUAUAGUAUUUAAAUUAGCACUUGAAACUGAUCAUGAUAUCAUUUUACUAAAAAAGAUAUUAGCCUAUCACUGUUAAGCAUAAGCAUCUUAGUACAAUUUACUAAGAAAAUCUAAAUACGCUCUCAUCUUACACAGAAAAGUGACGCAGAGAAACGCAAAAUAAAG